CUCAGAGCAGCAUCGCCAGAAAAAGUUAGCCAUAACGGUAGUUGUUGAAGCGAUUAAAAGUUGAAACGCGAAGCAAAAUUAGUGACAGUGCUUCCCGAUGUAUUCCACCAUGGAAGAAACUAAAACGGACAUAAAAUCCAAGAUCUCGUUCAGUGUGGAAUCUUUACUUUCAACGAAAUCCUCGCCAGUGGUACAGGACAGGUUGGAAGACAAAUUCGAUGAGGAGAUAGACGACAGUAGGCUGGAUACGUCGAGCGAGCGGUUAGAUGAAGAAGAUGAUGACGAAAACAUCACUGUCGAUGACGAUGAUACCGACGGAAGGGAGAGUCUCAGUCCCAACUCUUCCCAUACCGUUGUGAUUCCUCAGCCUCUUCACCCUUCUAUGUCGAGAUUAAUGCCUGGAACGCAUCCCCAAUGGCCGUUUCAGUGGAUAGGACCGGGCGGGUUCCGAUCUUCUUCACCGCAAACAAAUCUCCAAACUCUAACCACAAAUGGCGGUCCUCCGAUAGUCAGAUGCGCUCUCAGGAAACACAAACCUAACCGCAAACCUAGGACCCCUUUCACCACUCAGCAAUUGUUGGCCCUCGAAAAGAAGUUCAGAGACAAGCAGUAUUUGAGCAUAGCGGAAAGAGCGGAAUUCUCUAAUUCCCUGAGACUGACCGAGACACAGGUGAAAAUCUGGUUCCAAAAUCGCAGAGCGAAAGCCAAGAGACUGCAGGAGGCCGAGUUGGAGAAACUCCGACUCUCAGCCAGACCCCUCCUGCCUCCUAGUUUCGGCCUUUUCCAUGGAGGAGCCCCCCUCAUGUCCCCCUUUCUGGCAGCGAUGGCCCACAGACCGCCCAAUUUCGCUUUUUCGGGGCACAUGCUGAACAUGCCGCAGUGACGGAAAAGCGAUGGUUAAUUUUUUCCCAAAUACGUACCUUUUCGUUAGAAGUUCCGUUCUUCUAUCGAUAUUUUAAUAUUAUGUUACUAGUGAUAUGUUGAGAUAAGGCCCUUGUGUAAAUAAAUCUGAUUUGAAAAAGUGCAAUGUAAAUGCUGGGCGUUUUUAUGAUUUCUUCUUGCAUAAGACUGACUAGAAAUUUCUUUUAGAUUUAUUUCUUUGUAAAGCUGUAAUUAUUAUGUUAAUUUGUUUAUUAAUGUGUACAAAUUUUUAUUUAAUUUCCAUGUAUAUUGUAUAUAGUGAAGAUAUCAAUAUUAAAUGUUGGUUUUUAUAA
Messenger RNA from Phaedon cochleariae (mustard beetle), 1214 nucleotides. The record is from the annotation of a GenBank genome assembly. NCBI's taxonomy places the organism in Eukaryota, Metazoa, Arthropoda, Insecta, Coleoptera, Chrysomelidae.